UCUUUCUCCAUUGUUCUUCUCAUCGAUGGAGGAUCUCAGAUCCGCUCUGAAGGAGCACGCGGAUCUCGCAGCGCAUCUCUUCGAGAAGUUCUCCAACGAGCUCCGCACUGGAUUCCAGCCGGCGUACGAGAACUUUAUCGGUUUCUUUCACGCCAUUGAUUGGAAGGAGCCUUGGUUGGUGUGCUUGAUUGCUUUUCAUGUUACUUUGAUGCUGGUGGUCAUCUUGUCCAGGAGAAGGAUCAAUUUUCAGCUCUGCUUGUUCUUUCUGGCAUUUUCCGGAGUGUAUCUUGCUGAAAAGAUAAACAGCCUAUUGGGGAAAAACUGGGAGAAAUUUGCAGGCCAGAACUAUUUUGAUCCUAACGGAUUGUUCAUCUCCGUCCUCUGGUCUGGACCUCUUCUCAUUGCAACGAUCAUUAUUCUGGUGAACACACUGCUAACAUUGUGCCAACUCAUCGUGAAGUGGAAAAGAGCAGAACUCCGGCACAGAGCUCGUCUUUCCCGCAAACAAGACUAGCAUUUCAUUUUUUUUCCCCCUGUUUUAGAACUUGUUAAACUCCGAGUAUUGUAUUAAGAAUUCAUCAGUUUACUCAUUUUAUAUAGAAUGUUUCUGGGAAUGCCUUCCUGAA
Messenger RNA from Dioscorea cayenensis subsp. rotundata (Guinea yam), 626 nucleotides. Its product is annotated as transmembrane protein 18. The transcript is spliced from 4 exons. The coding region runs from base 26 to 514 and encodes 162 amino acids. NCBI's taxonomy places the organism in Eukaryota, Viridiplantae, Streptophyta, Magnoliopsida, Dioscoreales, Dioscoreaceae. The record is from RefSeq and is a predicted model, not a curated record. Gene Ontology annotation, cellular component: nuclear membrane.